GAGGUCUCUAAGGUAUGGGUUUGGAUUGUGGUUUUUCCCUUCUUCUUGGUUCAAGUCUAAUGGAAUUCAUUGGUGGUGCUAGGUUCUAAUGUCACAAGAGCAUAGGGUUUGUUGUUAGGGUUUCUGUGAAGACUCAAAAAUAAAUAAAUAAAUAAUAAUAUUUUUUUUAAGUGGUGGGACCCACUUACUUUAAUAUUUGACAGAUUUUCUUUUUUCUUUUCUUUCUUUUCUUUUCUUUUUCUUUCCUUUUCCUUUUUCUUCUCCAGCACUUCUCCUUCUCCUUCUUCUUCUACUUUUUCUUCUUUUUCUCUCUGCAACAGCCCACGUCGGGGUACCUCAAAGUCAUUGCCGGAGUUCCCUUUUGCCGCCACGCACCGGAGCUGGAGCACCAGUGGCCGGCGACAACCUCAUCCCCAAAAUCUCAGGGCCAUCGGACUUAAGACUUACACGAACGGAGCAGUCAAAGUUUCGUCGUCAAAACUUUGACCGCACUUUCCGGCGAACCCAGACCUCUGUUCGGUGAGUGGGUGACACCGUUGGAACUAGUGUGAAGGGAGGAGCGUCGCCCACUAAGUCAUUUCAAUCAACUCACCGCUUUUCUCCGGCGAAAUUUUGGGUAUCUCCGCCGCUUUGGAGGCAUUUUCCGGCAACACCGGAGGUUAGUUGGGCAAAGGAGUUGUACUUCCGUGAUGUACUACUCGAGAGGAUCGUUUUGAUAUAUGCCAUGCAUAUAUUCGUCGACGUUCACGGUAUCGCUAUCUACUGCUAGUGUGCACCGCUUGGUAAAAUCGUGAUAUAUAGAUCCAAUUUAAUUCACUCUAGGAUAAUCGUUAAGCUUGGGAGUGUCGCUUGGGGCUCGGACUGAAAAUUCUUAAGAGAUUUUAAAGAUGUUCCUCAGCAAUAUAAAGACCAGGUCGUUCAAAAGAUGAAGUAUUACUAUAAUAUCGAUGGGCAUCCAGAACCUGAAAGAGUUAUGGGAACUCUGUAUACGGAGAUGCGCAAAAGAUAUUCAGAGAGAAAGAAUAUUAGGCAUUCUCAUUUCCAAAAAUAUUAUUCUGGAAAUCUGAAUGAUUUGGAUAGUGCUCUCAAUGCUAUUCCUGACUUGUGCUCGAAGGAGAGCUGGAAAGAAAUCGUCGAUUUGUUUCUGAGCCCAAAGUUUAUAGCGCGAUCCACGCAGAACAAGAAAAAUAGAAAGGAAAUGAAGUAUUUGUCGACGCAAGGCUCUAAAUCAAUGGCAGCGAUCCGUAACGAAUAUGAUGAACCUGAUGAGCAUGCUAUUGAUGCUUGGAAAGAUACUCAUAUAAAAAAAUCUACGAAGACUUGGGUUAGCGAAACUUGCAAAGAACUACAUGAACAAAUGACCCAAGAGAUGGAGAGGCAAAAUAUUCAAAGUAGUCGGUCAGGUUCUGAAUCUGCUUCUAGUGAAGGUUCUACUGCUAAAUCAAUACAGUAUCAGGUUAUGGAUAAAAUUCUUGGCUCGAGGUCUGAUUAUCAAAUAGGAGUGGGAUACAGGCCUAAAGGCAAAGGGAAGAAAUCAGCAUCUAGCUCCACAAGUCAAAGUCCAAGCCAAAAUCAGUCACAAGUUCCUACUAAUGUGACUCCAGAGAUGAUGGGAGUUUUGGCUGAGAUGUGGGUUAAGAUGCGUGAUAAAGUCGAGUCAGGAAAUUUUCAGACUGAUUCUUCUCUCCAUGACCCACGCUAUGAAAGUUUAUUGCAGCAGUUCUUACCUUCUCAACAACAAGGUAGUACAUCUAAUCAAAGCCCGGGGACGUCGUCGAUGCCACAGCAACCACAACAAAAUUCUCCAAACAUAUCUGGUGGUUCCUCUCAAUCGCCACUUUUUAAUUAUAUGUUUGGACUUUCUUCCCAGUUUCCUCAGACACAACCUAUGGGAAGUCAGUUUGGAGGAUUACCGCAGCAGCAGCAACAACAACAUAUGUAUGGUCAAUUUGGGCCGUUCAUGCAGCAGCAGCCGGUAUAUCCUCAUUAUGGAGGAUCGACACAGCAGCCCGUUUAUAAUCAGCAGUACUACACUUCUCCGAAUCAACAACAACAGCAGUCUCCUUUGAUUCGUCCACAGCCUCGACCAUAUUAUCCUUCGCCGCCAGCACCACAGUCUCAUGAAGGUCUGAGUCGAAGCACGAAUAUUGAAGAUUUUUUAAAUGAACAUUUUGAUGAAGACAAUAAUAAUUAG
Messenger RNA from Humulus lupulus (European hop), 2194 nucleotides. RefSeq names its product altered inheritance of mitochondria protein 3-like. Lineage: Eukaryota; Viridiplantae; Streptophyta; Magnoliopsida; Rosales; Cannabaceae. The record is from RefSeq and is a predicted model, not a curated record. The transcript has 6 exons. Bases 926 to 2194 code for a protein of 422 amino acids.